CCGUUUCCCCGGGCGCUGCCACGACGGCAGCGGCAUGGCGGGCGCGGAGUUGCGGGCGGCGCUGGAGCAACGGCUCGGUGCCCUGGCCAUCCAGACCGAGGUCGUGGAGCACCCCGAGGUGUUUACAGUUGAAGAAAUGAUGCCUCAUAUUCAACAUCUGAAAGGAGCACAUAGUAAGAACUUAUUUCUUAAAGACAAAAAGAAAAACAGCUAUUGGCUGGUGACAGUUCUUCAUGAUAGACAAGUUAAUUUAAAUGAACUUGCCAAGCAGUUAGGUGUUGGGAGUGGAAAUCUGCGGUUUGCUGAUGAAACAGCCAUGCUAGAAAAACUAAAAGUUGGUCAAGGCUGUGCCACACCCUUGGCGCUCUUCUGUGAUGAUGGAGAUGUGAAAUUUGUUCUGGAUUCUGCUUUUCUGGAAGGUGGACAUGAAAAGGUAUACUUUCAUCCAAUGACCAAUGCUGCAACCAUGGGAUUGAGGCCUGAAGACUUUCUCACAUUUGUGAAGAAGACAGGACAUGAUCCCAUAAUAUUAAAUUUUAAUAAAAAUUAACUGGGCAAAUGUUUAGAAUAAACUUAUUUCUGAAAGCU
Messenger RNA from Carlito syrichta (Philippine tarsier), 588 nucleotides. Its product is annotated as prolyl-tRNA synthetase associated domain-containing protein 1. The record is from RefSeq and is a predicted model, not a curated record. NCBI's taxonomy places the organism in Eukaryota, Metazoa, Chordata, Mammalia, Primates, Tarsiidae. The transcript is spliced from 2 exons. The coding region runs from base 35 to 550 and encodes 171 amino acids. Gene Ontology annotation, molecular function: aminoacyl-tRNA deacylase activity.